This is a messenger RNA of Nicotiana tabacum (common tobacco), 426 nucleotides long. NCBI's taxonomy places the organism in Eukaryota, Viridiplantae, Streptophyta, Magnoliopsida, Solanales, Solanaceae. The record is from RefSeq and is a predicted model, not a curated record.
AUGAGUUAUGCUAAUAGGAAGGUUCACGAUGUAGCCUUUUUGGAGGGUGAGAAGGUGCUUCUCCGAGUUUUGCUUUUGAAUGGCAUGAGGAGGUUCAGGAAGAAGGGAAAGAUGAGCCCUCGGUACAUUGGUUCAUUUGAGGUUAUGGAGAGAGUGGGCGAUGUGGCUUACAGGAUUACUUUGCCAUCCAACUUGUGGGGAGUUCGUCAUGUGUUUAGUGUUUCCAUGCUUUGGAAGUAUCAUAAGGAUCAGUCACAUGUGUUAAAUUUCAGUUCGGUGCAGUUGGAUGAGAACUUGACUUAUGAGGAGGAACCAGUGGCCAUCUUGGAAAAGCAGGUUCGGAAGCUCAGAUUGAAGGAUAUUGCACCAGUGAAGGUUCAGUGGAGAGGUCAAUCAUUCGAAGCCGACUUGGGAGACCGAGCAUGA